AUGCAGGAUGGUUCUGGAGGGCUGUCUGCUUAUGAACUUGAGCGCCUGGAAAACAUCAGGCAGAACCAAGCUUUCCUCUCCUCUAUGAAAAUAUUCCAGGCAGCUGAAGAUCUGAAACAGUCAAAGCCAUCUCAGAGGGGACUUCCGAGGUCAAAGGCUGCAGUGAGUGAAGUGCUGCCUUCUCGUAGGUCCCUCCGUCUACAACAUAAAAUACCUGAGACCUCUUCCCUUCCACCUGAACCCCGAGGAGUAUUGACCUAUGACUAUUCACAGCCAUGUAAAAAGCCUUCAGGCCCUCUGCCAAUGGAACCAGCCAACAUGGAGGAGGGCAGUAAGCUACCCCCAGAGCUUCUUAACCUCUGUUCUGAGGUCUCUGUGAAAGAAGAAAAGGUGGAACUCAAUCUUAAGGAGUACCGCUCUGCCCUGAAGAACAUGAGGAUAACUGAGGGUAGAGUGGCAAAGGUGGUGAAGCAUCGCAUUUUUUCCGCUGCCUUCCAUCCAUGCACCAGCAGUCUGCUUAUGGCUACAGGAGACAAGUGGGGGCACGUGGGGCUCUGGAACAUUGGUGGUGGUUGGGGUGAUGAUGGUGUGCUUCUCUUCGAGCCACACUCCCGUCCAGUGGGCUGCAUGGCGUUCUCCAGGACUAACCCUGCUCAUCUGCUGAGCCUCAGCUACGAUGGAUCUCUGCGAUGCAUGGAUAUAGAGAAGGCUUGCUUUGAUGAUGUUUAUGUCUCUGAGAAUGACCUGAAAAGCUUUGACUUCCUGACACCUGACUGUGCAACACUGGUAAUUGGAGACUGGUGCGGACAGGUUGCCAUUGUUGACAGACGGACCCCAGGAAACUCCUAUGAGUCCCUCCACACCAUGGACACCAAAACCAUUCGCUGUGUCAACGUCCACCCUCUACACAGGCAGUACUUUGCAGUGGCAGAGAACAGGGUAGUGGGCAUUUACGAUAGCCGCUGUCUGAAGAAGACCAAAAGCCAGGCAGUCUCCCAGUUGCUGGGUCACUCUUUGAGCAUAUCCAGCGCUUACUUCUCCCCCAGCACAGGAAACAGAGUUCUCACCAGCUGUAUGGAUAACACGAUUAGGAUAUAUGACAGUUCUGCACUGACCACCAAAGUGCCAUUGCUCACCUCCAUCAGACAUGACAUGCACACAGGCCGCUGGCUGAGUAAACUGUCAGCUGUGUGGGAUCCUAAAAGAGAGGAUUGCUUCGUGGUGGGAAGCAUGGCGAGGCCUCGGCGAGUGGAUGUAUUUCAUGAGAGCGGUCAGCUCCAGCAUUCCUUUGGAAAUCAGGACCAUCUUAGUACAGUGCUGUCUGUCACAGCCUUCCACCCCACAAGGAAUGCCUUGCUUGGAGGAAACAAUUCAGGACGUCUACAUGUCUUUGCUGAAUGAAAGUCUGAACCAUGCAUGGAGAAUGCAUCCAGCUGACAAUUCAGAGAAAAUAAUCAGCAAUGAACAGUUUUGUUUUGGGGGAGUCCCUACUGUAGACACAGUUCCUAUGCAGUAGAGACAUUGCUUAUUUCUUUUAGACAACAGGUUCAGUUUCGAGCAGUCGCUUAUUUCUUUGAGGCAACGGGUUCAGUUUCGGGCAAUCGCUUAUUUCUUUGAGACAACGGGUUCAGUUUCGGGCAAUCGCUUAUUUCUUUUGAGACAACGGGUUCAGUUUCGGGCAAUCGCUUAUUUUUUGAGACAGCAGGUUCAGUUUCGAGCAAUCGCUUAUCUUUUCGCUCAUAUCUUUGAAAUUGAAGAGAUGAGCAAUCAAGUGUCCUAUGCAGUAGAGACUGAUUGCUCAUCUCUUCAAUUUCGAAGAGAUUUUAUACAAUGCUUUAAAUGUUUUGUAUCUUAGGUCCCUAUCUGGAGGUGAUCGGUAGAGAUGAUAGCCACAACUACAGCGAAACAGAUUUCAGAUACAACUAUUGGGAUUAUAAAAGGUGACUUUAAAAAAAAAUUGUGUUUACAGAGUAAAGUAUAAAUAUAAGAAAUUUUGUGUUUAACGUUACAGAGUAAAGUAUAAGAAGUUUAGAUAUUUUUCAUUAGUUAUAUAAAGAACUAAAGUAUUAUUUUAAAUUUUCUUUUUGUAUCUUAAGUUGAAU
Molecule: messenger RNA, 2102 nt
Organism: Lampris incognitus (smalleye Pacific opah)
Lineage: Eukaryota; Metazoa; Chordata; Actinopteri; Lampriformes; Lampridae
Gene: wdr76
Product: WD repeat domain 76
Exons: 12
Coding region: 1-1401 (466 amino acids)
Biological process (GO): regulation of DNA damage checkpoint
Cellular component (GO): nucleus
Molecular function (GO): protein binding; DNA binding
Source: RefSeq, a predicted model, not a curated record